Meloidogyne enterolobii is the source of this 499-nucleotide messenger RNA. Lineage: Eukaryota; Metazoa; Nematoda; Chromadorea; Rhabditida; Meloidogynidae. The record is from the annotation of a GenBank genome assembly.
AUGCUUUUUGUGAAUAUUGUCAUUAUUAUUUUUAUUAACACAAUAACUCAAUUCGCCAAUUCACUUCGUUACAUUUUGCUAGUGUUUAUCUACACAAAUCCUUGUCAAUUAUUAACACCUCUUUGGCUUACCUCGAUAUUAGUUGGAAGUUUAUACCUUCAACAAAUUUGUUAUCCUUCUCUACAUUUUUGUGUUAUGCUAGAACGUUUAAGAGCAACGUUAUUUUUGGACAAGUACGAAAAUGAGGGUAGAAAAUUGACACUUUUUAUGAUAAUAUUCAGUGUAAGAUUUUUUAUACUAAAAUACAGUACUCUACAUAACCCUAAAACAACUUUUUCAACUUUACGGGGCGGGACAGAUUUUACGUCGAGCGGGGAUUGUAUAGAAUCCGUGUCUGCGGAACGGGGUCAGGAAAAAACUGGAAAAAACUGCGGGGCGGUUAACUAGGGCUCUGAAGGGGGGAGAGACAGGGACAUAUAUUUGAGGGGGUAGAUACAUA